This is a messenger RNA of Monomorium pharaonis (pharaoh ant), 2086 nucleotides long. It is a transcript of the gene und, whose product is annotated as methionine aminopeptidase 2. The record is from RefSeq and is a predicted model, not a curated record. Bases 42 to 1487 code for a protein of 481 amino acids. The transcript has 6 exons. NCBI's taxonomy places the organism in Eukaryota, Metazoa, Arthropoda, Insecta, Hymenoptera, Formicidae. Gene Ontology annotation, molecular function: metalloaminopeptidase activity. Gene Ontology annotation, biological process: proteolysis.
ACAGAUCAUAUAUUUACCCACACAUCACACUCCGUACGAAAAUGGCGGCCGUGUUGGACGAGGUCGGCAAGUCCGCUGAGAAACUUGUAAACGAGGAGAAGGACGAGAUCGUCGACGGCGAGGACACGACCGGAGCGGCGGAGGCUUCGAAGAAGAAGAAGAAGAAGAAAAAGAAGAAGAAGGCCGGUGCUGGAGAAGCCAGUGCAGAUGUACCAGAAGGGGAGGAAGAUAAAACUAAAAAUGAAGAAGAUAAGAUUAAGGAUGAUGAAGCAGUGGCCGAAGGUACCACUGAGGUAACCGAGAAUAAUGUUGAGAACGAGGAGGCCAAAAAGAAAAAGAAGAAGAAGCGCAAACCCAAGGAUAAGGGUGGCGUUAAGCAGCAGACAGAUCCACCGACCAUUCCUGUGUCGGAAUUAUUCCCAGAUGGUAAUUUCCCAGUGGGACAAGUGAUGAUUCACGGAUCUGCUGGGAUAGAUGAUAGGAUGGCAAAGUUGCGCUUUACAAGCGAGGAAGCGCGCGCCCUCGACAGAAUGCACAACGAUAUUUACAAUGAGGCCAGGCAGGCAGCUGAAGCACAUCGGCAAACCAGAAAGCAUAUUAUGAAAUGGAUCAAGCCGGGAAUGACUAUGAUAGAGAUUUGCAAUGAGCUAGAGGACACUGCUCGGAAAUUAAUCGGAGAGGAUGGUCUCCUGGCUGGGUUGGCGUUUCCCACUGGCUGCUCGCGCAAUCAUUGCGCGGCCCACUACACUCCGAACGCCGGCGAUCCGACCGUUCUCGAGUAUGACGACGUCACCAAGAUCGACUUCGGUACUCACAUCAACGGGCGUAUCAUCGAUUGCGCGUUCACCUUGACGUUCAAUCCCAAGUACGACAAGCUGAUCGAGGCUGUCCGCGAUGCCACCAAUACCGGUAUCAAGGCUGCUGGUAUCGAUGUGCAACUGUGCGACGUCGGUGCGGCUAUUCAGGAAGUUAUGGAAUCGUACGAGGUGGAACUGGAUGGCAAGACGUAUCCGGUAAAAUCCAUUAGAAACCUAAAUGGCCAUUCAAUUUCGCCCUACCGUAUACAUGCCGGGAAAACGGUGCCGAUAGUCAGAGGCGGCGAGGCGAUCCGAAUGGAAGAGAAUGAGUUCUACGCGAUCGAAACUUUUGGAUCUACUGGUAGAGGCGUCGUUCACGACGACAUGGAAUGUUCGCAUUACAUGAAGAGUUUCGAUGUUGGUUUUGUGCCAUUGAGACUGCAGAGCAGCAAGUCUCUUCUCAAUACUAUCAACAAGCACUUUGGUACUCUGGCUUUUUGCAAGCGCUGGUUAGACCGCGUCGGUUGCACCAAGUACCAAAUGGCGUUGAAGGAUCUUUGUGAGAAGGGCGCCGUGGAAGCGUAUCCGCCGUUGGUCGACGUCAAAGGCUGUUACACAGCUCAGUUCGAGCACACUCUUGUUCUACGUCCCACGUGUAAAGAAGUAAUCUCCCGCGGUGACGAUUAUUAAAGUCGGCGAUUGUUUUAUGUGAAUUAUCGGAUAUCAAGGUGUAUUUUAAUCUCGAUGUAACACAAGCAUCGUAUUUCACGAUGUACGAUGUGAUAACAGUAAUCAUUGUAAUACGUUAGUAACGUGGCAUUUCUGAGUGUGAUGUACUCUCCGCAAUGUCGUUUUUUUCUUCUUGAUCGUAAAAAAAAGUACCGCAGUGACAACAUCACGAGUUUCGACAUGAACGAUAAAAAACCGGCAACAUCUAUUAACUACUAGAUGUUUUCAUGUAUGUCGCUUAGGGAUGCGUCCUCGCAGUUUAUUUCUUUGUUUUUAAUUUCUACUUCGUAUAUAUAUUUCGAGAAGAGGGUCUGUAUUCGCUGUUGUACUUUUCGCAACGUUUUUUUAUCCACUUUAUUACUGGUUCCUUACACGUUAAAAUGGAAAUGAUGGGGUUGAUGUUUAGUGUUGAAUAAAAUAUAUUUGGAAUCCGAGAUUUUAUCAUUGCAGCGAUCUCUUAAGGACCUGAAUAUAUAUUCAUGAUUAAGUUAUAUUAAAAACGACAAAAGAAACGCUAGAGCUUAGCAUAUACAUGUGAUAACUGUACAAAAAAAAAAAAA